Cylicostephanus goldi is the source of this 614-nucleotide messenger RNA. The record is from the annotation of a GenBank genome assembly. Lineage: Eukaryota; Metazoa; Nematoda; Chromadorea; Rhabditida; Strongylidae.
GCACAGGUUGUCAACGUCGAUGACACGUCUCUUUCUUCGUCACUCUAUGCUGGAAAGAAGAAAAAUCCUAGCCCUCCACUUACCCCAAUACCUGCCAAUGAUGAAACCAUAUCUGGUGAGACACAAACCGAGAACAGUCCACGAAGUGGAUCAGUACGAGCACGUUCACAAGCCACAGAUAGACCCACAUGUGAUACUUAUACGGUAACAUACGCGCGUUCUCAUUGGUCAGUUGCAUACCGUAAUCAGGCCAUUCCAGGUAUUGAUCGAGUUAAAAGAAGAAGUGAUCUAAUGCGACGAGAAUCGUCGCGCAAAUCUCGGAGUGAUUGUCGAGUUGACCACGCGGGUGAUGUCGAUCGCCAACCGAGUGUAAAAGAUGCGGCAUCUCCAGCCAAAAACGGUCGCUUCACAAAAAUCGGCAACGCAAUUAGUGCAAAUGACCGGAAGAGCGAGAAGGAGCGAAAGAAGAAUGAGCGAAAACAAGAAGGCAAAGCGGCCAAGACACUAUCGGCUAUUCUAGCCGCUUUCAUCGUGACUUGGACUCCAUACAAUGGUACAAUGUCGCAUUUCUCCCUAGUAUUUGAAUUUUUUCUAAUCCUAGUUUUUCAGUGAUU